AUGCCCAUCAUGCUCCCGAACCUGCUCGUUUCGUUGCUGUUUUCCGUUGCAGUUGCUGUCCUGUACAUGUUCAGGAAGGCAUACCGGUCCCGCAAAAUCAUUGCCGAUUUGCGUCGACAACGAAUGCCAAUGCCUCCAUUCAGCUGGGUUGCAGGCCACAUGCUUGCUGCUAGCCCUUUUCUCGAGAAGCUGCCGCCCGACGCAGUCUUCAACUACAGCGUAGCCGAGCUGGCACGAGCACAUCCCGAAGAGAAGAUGUUCUACCUCGACUUUUGGCCCAUCAACGAUCCAUUUCUGAUCGUUCUCGACCCUCAAGCCGCAACUGAACUUAUCAAAAGCCCCACGGCACCAAAACCGACAUCUGUCGCCGCGGCACUGCAUUGUUUAACCGGUGGCCCCAAUCUGUUUACCAUGCCUGACGACCAAUGGAAGUUUUGGCGUUCCGUCUUCAACCCAGCUUUUAGCCCUAUGCAGAUGCUGGCGCAGGUACCUGCCUUGCUAUCGACUGCGCAGAUCUUCCGGGGCAUCCUACGCAAAAAUGCAGAAUCGGGCGGGUUGUUUUGCCUAGAGGAAGCUACCUUCAGAUUGACCCUCGAUAUAAUUGGUCUAGUGAUACUAGACACGAGCUUUGACUAUCAACUUUCGGGCAGUGAAUUCCCCACCCGACUUCGCUCUCUUGUCGAAUGGACUUCCUUCGGUGCUGAGGUGAACCCUUUUCGGCGUUGGAAUCCUGUCCGGCCCCUGAUGUGCUGGUACCAAGGACGGUACGUCGACAAGUUCAUACGUGAAGAACUGAAGAAGGCCAUGUCCAGGCGUAGAAGCGAGAAGAUCAACAAGCAAGAGUCCGUCGCUUCAAUGGCAUUCGACCGAUACCAGGACAAACUCGACAAGGCGCCAUCCCCGUCCACCAACUCGACAUUCCUGCAGUACGGCGCGGCGCAAAUGCGCCUAUUCCUCAUCGCCGGUCACGAUACGACGUCUAGCACCAUGGCCUACGCCUUCCACCUCCUCUAUACGCACCCGGCUGCCCUCGCCCGCCUCCGUGCCGAGCACGACCAAGUCUUCGGGCCCGAUCCGGCCGCCGCCAGCACCCUCCUCGCCACCAACCCCAGCCUGCUCAACCAGCUGCCCUUCACGGCUGCCGCCAUCAAGGAGACACUCCGCCUCUUCCCGCCGGGCUCCGGCAUCCGCAAAGGCAGCCGCGACAUGGUCCUAACCAGCUCGACGACGGGCCGCCGCUUCCCGACCGAGAACUGUAGCGUGUGGGUGGUGCACAGCGCUAUGCACCGCGACGCGGGCGCGUGGCGGCGCCCGGACGAGUUCGUGCCGGAGCGCUGGCUGGCCGAGCCCGGCGACGCCCUCUACCCGCCCGCUGGCGCAUGGUGGCGGCCGUUCGAGACGGGGCCCCGCGCCUGCCUGGGCCAGACGCUGGCCAUGGUGGAGCUGAAGCUGGCGCUGGUCGUAACGGCCCGCGAGUUCGACAUGCGUCCGGCGUACGACGAGUGGUACGAGCGCCACCCGAGGACUGGGGUCAAAGACGUGCACGGGGAGCAGGCCUAUCAGGUCGAUGGGGGAGGCGGCGGUGCCCAUACGGCAUGUCAGUACCCGUGUCGGGUGAGCAAAAGGAAUCAGUAG
Diplodia corticola is the source of this 1635-nucleotide messenger RNA. Its product is annotated as cytochrome p450. The record is from RefSeq and is a predicted model, not a curated record. The coding region runs from base 1 to 1635 and encodes 544 amino acids. NCBI's taxonomy places the organism in Eukaryota, Fungi, Ascomycota, Dothideomycetes, Botryosphaeriales, Botryosphaeriaceae. The transcript has 3 exons. Gene Ontology annotation, molecular function: oxidoreductase activity, acting on paired donors, with incorporation or reduction of molecular oxygen; heme binding; monooxygenase activity.